Molecule: messenger RNA, 1674 nt
Organism: Misgurnus anguillicaudatus (oriental weatherfish)
Lineage: Eukaryota; Metazoa; Chordata; Actinopteri; Cypriniformes; Cobitidae
Source: RefSeq, a predicted model, not a curated record
AAGAUGAUAGUUCAUUUAUUUCCUUGCACAUUACUAACUGGAACACAAGUUAAAGAAAGGGACUUUUAUGUUGCUUCUUGGAGCCGGACGUGCAGUGACGUCAUAAGGAGUGAGCGGCUCUCGUCUGUCGGUGGAGGGAGAGAAGAUUGAGGUAGAUGCUGAAGAAACGAUCUUAAAUGACACAAUCUUCAGUGAAGUCACUAUCACACCAGUUCAUCUAUAAAUACUGUGAAGAAGUCAAACAAGCAGCUGCUGUCACAACACAUUCAACUACUCUACUAUUCUGAUCCACUGUUGUAAUGAUGGAGUGUGUUAAAGAGGAGACUGAUCCUGAAUCAUUCACAAUAACACCUCAACAUACUCAACAACAAAGAGGUUUGUCUCUAAUCUUAAUGACUGAUAAAGAGCAUCUUCAGGAACAUACAAUAAGUAACACCGAUGAGACGACCUUUGCCUGCCCUCAGUGUGGCAAAUGUUUUAAACGAAAAAGAAAUCUUAAUGCUCACUUAAAGACUCACACUACUGAAAGGCCCUACAGCUGCCCUCAAUGUGGAAAGACUUACAGAUAUCAGUGGCACCUUAAGGAACAUUUAAUGACUCACACUGGCGAGAGGCCCUUCACCUGCCCUCAGUGUGAUAAGGGUUUUUCAUUUAAAAAAAGUCUUGAUGCUCACUUAAAAACUCACGCUGGAGGAAAGUUAUACAUUUGCCCUCUGUGUGAAAAGACUUACAAAUCUAAAGAGUCCCUGAAAAGACAUAAAAUAAGUCACACUGACCACAAGCCUUUCUCUUGCCCUCAAUGUGGAAAGAGUUUUACAGAAAGAGGACACCUUAAUAGUCACAUGAGGAUUCACAGUGUUAAUGGGCCUCACACCUGUCCUCAUUGUGGGAAGAGUUUCACAUCAAAAACCCAUCUGCAGGAUCACAUUCGAGUUCACACUGGAGAGAAACCUUUCAUGUGCCCGCAGUGUGACAAGAGUUUUAAACAACGUGCACAUCUUCUGUCUCACAUACGAAUUCAUACAGGUGAGAAGCCAUCUGUGUGCCAUCUGUGUGGUAAGCGUUAUGCACAGGCACGAAAUCUUAAAUUUCAUCUGAUGUUUCACCAUUCAGUAGAAAACCCCUAAAAGUGUUCACAUUGUGGAAAGAGUUUUAUUGAGUCUGUGACGCUGAUCAAACACAAGUGACUGUAUACUGGAGAGAAGCUGCACCGCUGUCAUUCAUGUUGGAGAAGUUUUUAGACGAUCACACAGCUGCGAGCACAUGAUGUGAAAUGCAGAGAAACCUCACGAUUGAAUUACUCCCAAAAUAUAUUAAUUUUCAUGCAUUACAUAAAGUGGUGUAAUUUGUUACUAUAGCUUAAGGACCCUGUCCCGGGUCCAAAAUGUCUUAUUUUGACUUAAUAUAAAAUAUUCUUUUAAUCUUCAAUGGUCUGUCAUGGACCCCAGUAACACAUAUGAGAUACUGUUUGAAAGCUUAGAGUAUCUACUUUCUGCAGAUAUGCAUCACUUUGAGAUAUCUUUUACUGUCAGAAAGUUAUUUACACUUUAUUUACACUAUCACCCCCCCCCAUAAAUUUGUAUAUCAUUUAAUAUUCACAUAUUUCAUAUUUUUCAAGUAUGACAAACAUGGGCAAGUCUUAUAUCAAAUAAAAGCUCUCAUUUUCAUGAAUAA